Molecule: messenger RNA, 5333 nt
Organism: Austrofundulus limnaeus
Lineage: Eukaryota; Metazoa; Chordata; Actinopteri; Cyprinodontiformes; Rivulidae
Gene: atg9b
Product: autophagy related 9B
Exons: 14
Coding region: 588-3005 (805 amino acids)
Biological process (GO): reticulophagy; piecemeal microautophagy of the nucleus; autophagy of mitochondrion
Cellular component (GO): phagophore assembly site; autophagosome
Source: RefSeq, a predicted model, not a curated record
ACGCACCCCUGGUGUUUUGUUGACAUUUGUUUGUUAAAGACAAAAACAGUGGCCACGCUCAAUAGUGUGGUCUGUAUUUUUGGAAAUCGACGAACUAACAGACUCUUGAUCCGUGGGUCAUCACUAAAACAACACAAGGAAGGUUAAACGAUUUCCGGUGAAGACAAGAGAAGGAAGUAAGAGUCAAGAUCAUGGAGAGAAGCAAGUCGGGAACAAAACAAACCGUGUCACCCUGACUACACCAGAGGCUGAAUCAUCCACGAGCUAACCGGCUUCCAGACUCUCGGCUUUGGAAGACAUCUCUUAUGAAAAGUGAUCRACAUUCACUAGUAAACUUACCGAAGCUCAGUGGACUGAAAUGUUACUCGGUUGUAUUUUUUUUUACGCAUCAUGUAAGGUUACACAAGCGCUGUCCGUCAGAUUAGCUGGUUAGCAUCCAGAUGCUAACUACCUCAACACAUUUUUAGCUGUUUUCGAGUGCCAAGUGUCUAUAGAAUGUAGCGUAAGUCGUCAUUUUUGAUUACUUUUGUAUAGUCUUUACUACAAGAAGCUUGUCAGUUCUGAGUGAAUGAAGAAUAUGAAGCACAAUGGCUAACUUUGAAGCCUAUCAGGAGUAUCAGAGGAUUGAGGACUUCGAGGAAGACUCCCCGCCAGGAGAGGAAAACUUACUGCUGCAUGUACCUGAAAGCUUAAAAGACUCAUGGCACCAUAUCAAGAACUUGGAUAACUUCUUCACAAGAAUCUAUCAUUUUCAUCAAAAAAAUGGCUUUGCCUGUAUGAUGUUAUCAGAAUUCUUUGAACUUGUCCAGUUUUUGUUUGUUGUUACGUUCACUACAUUCCUUGUCAACUGUGUGGAGUAUGAUGUUCUGUUUGCCAACCGAGCAGUCAACCACACGGGACAAGGCCAAAACCCUCUGGACAGAAACAAAGUCACUUUGCCAGACGCUCUCUUACCAAGCCAGCAGUGCACCCAGAGGAUACAAGAGAACAGCUGGAUCAUCUUCCUUCUCAUCAUGGCAGCCAUCUUCUGGAUCUAUCGCCUUGUAAAGGUCUUUUGCAAUCUUUUGAGCUUCUGGGAGAUCAGGCAGUUCUACAUCAAAGCACUGAAGAUCAAUAUGGAUGAACUAUGCAACUUCACAUGGCAGGAAGUCCAGGACCGACUCAUCAGUCUGCAAAGAGAACAGCAAAUGUGCAUUCAUAAGAAGGAGCUGACAGAACUCGAUAUCUAUCAUCGUAUUCUUCGUUUUAAGAACUACAUGGUGGCCAUGAUAAAUAAAUCUCUGCUGCCGGUGCAGCUGCAGCUCCCCCUCCUGGGCAAUGUGGUCUUCUUGACCCAGGGCUUGAAGUACAACUUUGAGCUCAUUCUUUUCUGGGGCCCCGGCUCCUUGUUUCAAAACAAGUGGAACCUGCAUCCCAAGUACAAGCGCAGCGGCAACCGCCUGGAGCUGGCCCAGCAGCUGAGCAGGGUCAUCCUGCUCAUCGGUUUGGCCAACUUGCUGCUGUGUCCUUUCAUCCUGGUGUGGCAGGUGCUCUACGCCUUCUUCAGCUACACGGAAGUGAUCCGCAGGGAGCCCGGGAGCCUGGGCGCGCGCCGCUGGUCCCUGUACGGGCGCCUGUACCUGCGUCACUUCAACGAGCUGAACCACGAGCUGCAUGGGCGCUUGGGUCGCGGCUACAAGCCCACCUCCAAAUACAUGAACUCCUUCACGUCGCCGCUGCUAACCGUGCUGGCCAAGAACGUGGCCUUCUUCUCGGGGUCGGUGUUGGCCGUUCUUAUCGCGCUGACCGUUUACGACGAGGACGUUCUCACGGUGCAGCACAUUCUGACCGCUAUCACUGUUCUAGGAGUGGUUAUUACUAUUACCAGGUCUUUCAUCCCGGACGAGCAUAUGGUGUGGUGUCCGGAGCAGCUCCUGCAGUGUGUGCUGGCACACAUUCACUACAUGCCAGACCACUGGAGGGGCCACGCUAACAAGAGCGAGACCCGCGACGAGGUGGCACAGCUUUUCCAGUACAAAGCGGUGUUUAUCCUGGAGGAGCUGCUCAGUCCCAUCGUCACACCGUUCAUUCUCAUCUUCCUCCUGAGAAAUAAGUCUCUAGAAAUCAUCGACUUCUUCAGGAACUUUACUGUGGAGGUGGUUGGAGUUGGAGAUAUCUGUUCGUUUGCACAGAUGGACAUUAGGCGACAUGGAAACCCAACAUGGAUGUCAGAAGGCCAGACGGAGGCAUCGAUAUACCAACAGGCUGAGAACGGCAAGACCGAGUUGUCCCUCAUGCAUUUCACUAUAAAGAACCCACACUGGCAGCCACCUCAGGAGAGCUCGUUGUUCAUAAGCCACUUAAAGGAGAAGGUGCAACACGACGCGCAGGGUGGGCCCUCCACACAGCUGCUGCUCUCUGAGGCCCCCCUCUGCACAUCACUGCAGUCCAACGAGUCUGCCACCGGGCCUGAAAAUCUUUUAGCCAGUGUCCUGGCCCACCCUAUCCUCACUGCAUCUGGACUACAAGGGCGAGACCACCGCUUCGUCCCAUCCAGCACUGCUGCGUCUGCUGCAGCCAGCGUCCUGGCCUCCUUAUCCACCUCCCAACUUCCACACAGCAGCCGCGGCCGCUCCCACGGGCUGCUGCCUUCCUCCAUCCACCCCGAGACCACCAUGUAUCGCAGCGAUCGCACGAUUCUUAACAGCGAUUGUCACAUCCGGAGCAACGCGCUGCACUCAGAGUUCGCCUCUGCAGAGAUGAGUCUCCAUGCCAUCUACAUGCAUGAGCUCCAUCAGCAGAGCUCUCACUCACAGAGAACGUCGGGACAGUGGAACGCUUCAGUGCCGCUGAGAGAUCUGCACACAAACACCAGUUUUCAGAUUCAAAGUGGCCAUGGCUCCAGCAUGUCCAUGCCCAACCCAGUUCAACUGGGCGACUGGAAAGAAGAGGAAGAGGAGGAUGAAAAUGAUCAGGAGAUCAACUGUGGAUCUACUCCAAAACAAGGCAUGGGAAGUAGUUGUUAAAGUGCCUUUGUCAUAAGCGUUUACAUUUUUCUUUCUUCACUGAACAUUGUGGCCUUAGAUGAUCGUCAUGGAGAGUUCAGGCAUGGACCUUUAAAACAUCACACAGAGUUCGUUGCAGGAGGGGUUUGUUGAUGAAUAACCACUGUCUCCACGUCUCAUCCUGUCAUAUAAGGCAGACUUGUGUCAUCAGGGAAACCAUAUGUCUUCCGUCCAGUUUAUCCUAUUGUAUCAUUAACUUGUACAAACCGCAAAGACACAUAAAACUCAUUUGGUGGAUAGACAGUGUGAUGACCUAUGACGUCUUUUUUCUUUUCUUUUUGUUUACAUUGGAAUACUUGCCUCAUCACAGCCUCUGCCGUGCUUCUGUGUGUGUGAUUCUUCAAGUAUUUGUGCAUCACAGGAUUUUUCAAGCCCCCACCCAAYACAUCUUUGUUCGAAAACACAAAGACUGCAUGUUAUAUCUAUCUGAUCAGAUUUGAUGAUCUGGAAGAAAAAAAAAAACAAUAGGGCAACGUGCGUUUGAUGUAAAUACAUUCUGCAUCCUAUUUAUGGUUAAAAUGGUCACUUUUUUACUACCAAAUUUAAUUCUCGAGAAAAAAAUACCAACUAUUGAUAGAAUAAAACGCUGCCUAUAUAAUACAUACUACUAUGUUGUCAGAUAAUAGGACUGAAAUAAACUGCCUGUAUUUUGUUGCUCCUACAGGUUUCGCUCAGUAUUACUAUUGUAGGUGAUCCUUUGCUUUUCUUCAGACGGAAAAGAGAAAUGAACACCGAAUACUCUUACCAACAAAAUUUCAAAUGCAGACAGAAGAUGCCUGUUAAGUCUAUUGAAGCUGAACAUAAGGUCAGCUUUAUGGCUUCACACUGCAUAGAAAGAAGUAUUUAAAUACCAGCUAUACUUAUUACCUCAAUGGUGGUGAAGAUAAACUCAUUCUCAAACAAUACCUCUGCAGUGUAAAGGUUUGUGUGUAAAUAUUAUAUAUAGUUUUUUUUUUGCAAUUGACAGAUGCAUCUUUUAGCUGCAUUUGAAUUUUUGUGGUAUUUUACUUCCAUAUUUUCUAACUCAGCAGAAACUAAUAAAUAAAUAAAUCAGCAUUAGCAUUUUUUUUAACAAACCAGGAUGGUAUUGCGUCUGCAAAUCUUUAUUGCGCUUUUUUCUCACUUUAUUAUUAUUAUUUACAAACUUAUCAUGAAAAUAGAACAGAGGGGCUUAUAUCUGACCAUUGUCUUUGAAUCGGAUUGCUUUUAAAAUUGCAGUUGCUUUAAACUGUUUUUUUUUUCUUGUAAAGAAGGGCAUGAAGAGGGGGAAAGCCACCAUCGUUUAUUAGCUUUAAGAAAAUUGACUUGUCUUUUCCCGUUUAUGUAACCAGUAAAAGGUUUAUAUGUAUUAUUUAUUUGAAAAAAAAAAGCAUUUUAUUGGUUUGAGCAAUACUUUAUUAAAUGUCCCACCUGGCUUUUUGCUUUAAUUUGAAUCUUUCCAAAAAAAAAAGGAAAAAAAAAAAACAAUGCCCAGCUACAUGAUGUUGAAUCAUUUGUAUAUAAGCGUUAGCAUGCAAUGUAAACAAAUCCCAACAAACACUGUGGCCUGUCAAAUGAUCAAUGUUGAUAUGAAGAUGUCUGUUUCUGUCACACACCUGAAUGAGCUCCCAUGGGUUUUGCAGUCGAUGUGUAUUUCUGUUUCUUUAUAUUGUAAAAACACUGGAGCCCACACUUUAUGGACAGUUUAAACAGUCUCCAAAUUCGCCCCCAUUUAGGGUUCAUUGUUAGCCAUUAAUCAUUUUCAGUGCCUUAGUAAUAAUUGUUUUUGCUCUUUUAGAAGCUGUCUCAUCUAAAGCAUCAAAUCUUCUUUUAUAGACUUAGCACAAACAUUUGACAUUGUAUUUGAUUCUGGAUGUAGCAUCAAAUGCGUUGUGGGUUAUGAGAUAAAUUGCUAAAUAAUGUUGAGCACUUGUAUCAGUUUUUGCGUCAGGCAGCAUUUUUGCUUCUAUUCCUGUUGUCUGGGAUUGCACUGUCAUAAAAAAAAUAACCUAAAGAGGUGGGAGUUUGACUUUUAUUAGGCCAUCAUACAAUAGUUUGUUUUUGUAUCACUACACACCAGUCAAAUAAUCACUGUGACUGGAAUAAGGUGCUAAGUUUUCAUCCUGAGAUGGUGAAUCUGGUUGCGUUUGCAGUAUGUUUUGUUUUUCUUUCCAAGUUUGMGUUUCAUCUGUACAUUAGGCAUUAACUGACAAAGGAAACAUGCCAAAACAACUUGUUUUCAGCACAGUUUUGUUAUGUGUUUUUAUUUGUGUGUGAAUAGAGACUAAUAAAUCUUAUUUUGAGUGUUAA